UGCGUGCAGUUGAUCGACAGAGACGCAUGCACUAAGCGAUCGCGUCGUGGUAACGCGAACUCGUUCGCGUUCCGCGUCCAAGAAGGAGGAGCCACGACGCCGUUGCCGUGUGGAUGCGAGAGCUGGUCGAAACCGAGGGGAUCCGACUCGGGGAGGAUCGGCUGGUCGUGUGUGAUCGGAUUACGUGCGCCACCGGUGCUCCCCGCAAUCUGUCUGAGGCCACCCUAUGCCCGUGGUUCACCUCCGACGAGCUGAUGAGCUAUGAAGAGGACACCAGACUGAGGACCGAGGACCGCGAGGAGGACGACGAUAAGGAGUACGAGGAACGUCUCGGCAUGUCUUCGGCUUCCGCCAACAGGCUACAAAUCUUCUGGGAUCACUUCAUCCACGCGGAACCGCAGAGUUACGAGAAAUCAUCCUGGCUGGACGUGUUCCUCUCGGAGCUGCUUGCUCAAGUUCGAGAAGGCCGUGACGUUAAAGAUGCCCUAUCAUUUUGUUCUGUCGGUGGCGGUGGAGUCUCUANG
Megalopta genalis is the source of this 524-nucleotide messenger RNA. The record is from RefSeq and is a predicted model, not a curated record. NCBI's taxonomy places the organism in Eukaryota, Metazoa, Arthropoda, Insecta, Hymenoptera, Halictidae.